CCGCCCCGCGCCCCCCGUUAUCUCCGCGUGCGCGCCCGUUGCGCCCCGAGCCGCCCUCGCUGUCGCCGCUCAGUUCGCGACAUGGCGCGGCCGCUGGCGCUCCUGCUGCCGGUUCUGCUCGCCGGGCUCCUCUCGUGUCCCGGAGCCAUGGCCAGCUACCCGCCUGACUGCUCCAGGUAUGCGAAGUAUGGAUGUCCAAGGGACUACCAUCCAGUUUGUGGCACUGAUGGAGAGACCUAUGGAAACGAGUGUGUUCUCUGCCUUGCUAACAGAGAAGAUAACACAAAUAUACAAAUUCUCCGAAGGGGACAUUGCUGAUAUGAGAGAUGGCCAAGAAAAUAAGAGGGUCACAGACAAUUCAAAUGGAAGCAAUGCCUUAAUUGUACCUUUUAUGUAGCCUUAAUAAACAAGCUUGCAUAUUUAAA
This is a messenger RNA of Parus major (Great Tit), 425 nucleotides long. RefSeq names its product serine peptidase inhibitor Kazal type 2 (gene SPINK2). The transcript is spliced from 4 exons. The record is from RefSeq and is a predicted model, not a curated record. Gene Ontology annotation, molecular function: serine-type endopeptidase inhibitor activity; protein binding. NCBI's taxonomy places the organism in Eukaryota, Metazoa, Chordata, Aves, Passeriformes, Paridae. The coding region runs from base 82 to 318 and encodes 78 amino acids.